Molecule: messenger RNA, 5795 nt
Organism: Anoplopoma fimbria (sablefish)
Lineage: Eukaryota; Metazoa; Chordata; Actinopteri; Perciformes; Anoplopomatidae
Gene: gphna
Product: gephyrin a
Exons: 24
Coding region: 49-2397 (782 amino acids)
Biological process (GO): establishment of synaptic specificity at neuromuscular junction; Mo-molybdopterin cofactor biosynthetic process; postsynaptic neurotransmitter receptor diffusion trapping
Cellular component (GO): postsynaptic specialization; dendrite; postsynaptic membrane
Molecular function (GO): molybdopterin molybdotransferase activity
Source: RefSeq, a predicted model, not a curated record
GCCCGCUCUCCCCUAUGUGCCGGCACAGUGCAGACAGAGGUUGUAAACAUGGCGGCGGACGGGAUGGUUCUCACCAACCACGACCAUCAGACCCGCGUGGGGAUCCUGACGGUCAGUGACAGCUGUUUCAAGAACUUGGCUGAGGACCGGAGUGGAGUCAACCUGAAGGACCUGGUCCAUGAUCCCUCACUGCUAGGAGGAUUCAUAGCGGCCUACAAGAUAGUUCCAGAUGAGAUUGAUGAAAUCAAGGAUACUCUUCUGGAGUGGUGCGAUGAACAGCAGCUCAAUCUCAUUCUCACUACUGGAGGAACCGGAUUUGCACCACGAGAUGUUACACCUGAGGCCACCAGAGAGGUGAUAGAGCGAGAGGCUCCGGGUAUGGCUCUCGCCAUGCUGAUGGGAUCACUCAACGUCACACCACUAGGCAUGCUGUCCAGGCCAGUGUGUGGCAUUCGUGGCAAGACCCUGAUCAUCAACCUGCCAGGGAGCAAGAAGGGCUCUCAGGAGUGUUUUCAGUUCGUCCUGCCCGCUCUGCCCCACGCCAUUGACCUGCUGCGUGAGGCUGCCGUCAGGGUGAACACCACUCACGCCGCCCUGGAGCAGCUGCCCUCCCCCUCCCCCCUGCUGGCCAACAUGCACAUCGACGCACACAUCAACAUGCACACCAUGGAGCGCGGCACCCAGUGCGAGGAUGAGGAAGAGGAAGAGGAGGAGGAGAGGAUGCGGGGUCCACACGUGCACAACCAUCACCACCAUCACCACCACCAGCAUGGUUCCUCCCACAUCACCGCAGCUGCCAUCGCUGCCAAGACAAGCCAUGCAGCGGUCAUGGCUAAGGGCGGUCCCUACCUGCUCGGAAACACGCCCGCCCCGCCCACUCAUUUCACCUGCUCCUGCUCCCAUGACCAGCAGAUCCCGGACUCUAUCAUUUCUCGAGGCGUUCAGGUGCUUCCUCGAGAUUCUGCCUCUUUAAGCUCCACCCCUUCUGAGUCACCACGGGCAACACAGGCCACCUCCCGCCUUUCCACCGCCUCAUGCCCGACACCCAAGGUUCAGUCACGAUGUGGCAGUAAUGAGAACAUUCUGAGAGCCAGCCACAGUGCGGUGGACAUCAGCAAGGUGGCACGUCGUCAUCGCAUGUCUCCGUUCCCGUUGACGUCAAUGGACAAAGCCUUCAUCACUGUUCUAGAGAUGACACCUAUUCUGGGAAUUGAAGUCAUUAACUACCGAGACGGUUUGGGUCGUGUGCUCGCUCAGGACAUCUAUGCCAAAGACAACCUUCCUCCGUUCCCUGCUUCCGUUAAAGACGGCUACGCUGUACGAGCUGCUGACGGCCCCGGAGAUCGCUUCAUCAUGGGAGAAUCACAGGCCGGACAACAGCCCACACACACAGUGAUGCCGGGCCAGGUGAUGAGGGUGACGACCGGGGCUCCGAUUCCCUGUGGAGCCGACGCCGUGGUCCAGGUGGAGGACACGGAGCUGCUGAGGGAGUCUGAGGAUGGCACAGAAGAGCUGGAGGUGAGGAUUAUGGUCCAGGCCCGGCCCGGACAGGACAUCAGGCCCAUAGGUCAUGACAUCAGGCGAGGGGAGUGUGUGUUGGCCAAAGGGACACACAUGGGCCCGUCAGAGAUCGGCCUGCUGGCCACAGUGGGAGUGACCGAGGUCAGCGUGCACAAGUUCCCCGUGGUGGCCGUCAUGUCCACCGGAAACGAGCUGUUAAAUCCAGAGGAUGACCUCCACCCAGGGAAAAUCCGAGACUCCAACCGCUCCACCCUGCUGUCCACCAUCCAGGAGCACGGAUAUCCCACCAUCAACCUGGGCAUCGUCGGAGACAACCCUGAUGACCUGCUGUCAGCUCUCCACGAGGGAAUCAGUCGUGCCGAUGUCAUCAUCACUUCAGGGGGGGUGUCCAUGGGAGAGAAGGACUACCUCAAACAGGUGCUGGAUAUUGACCUUCACGCUCAGAUCCACUUUGGACGAGUCUUUAUGAAGCCAGGUCUUCCUACUACCUUUGCCACAGCUGACAUCGAUGGAAUACGGAAACUCAUCUUUGCUCUGCCAGGGAACCCAGUGUCUGCUGUAGUGACAUGUAACCUGUUUGUGAUUCCUGCUCUGAGGAAGAUGCAAGGCAUUCUGGACCCCAGACCUACAAUUAUUAAAGCUAGGCUUUCCUGUGACGUGAAGCUGGAUCCCAGACCAGAGUACCACCGCUGUAUUCUCACCUGGCAUCACCAGGAGCCACUGCCCUGGGCACAAAGCACAGGCAACCAAGUCUCCAGCAGGCUGAUGUCAAUGCGUAGCGCCAACGGUCUGCUGAUGUUGCCUCCCAAAACGGAGCAGUACGUGGAACUGCACAAGGGAGAGGUGGUGGACGUCAUGGUCAUCGGACGGCUAUGAUGCAGAAUACUUUCUCCCCAGACUUCAAUGUCACUCGCUACCGAUUACCAUGGCAGUGCCAGGACUUCCUGUCUGGACAGGAAACGGGCGGGGGCAGGAAGUGAUGCAUGUCUACCUGGUCGCCAUUAGCUGUGAUGUCAUAUGCAACAGCCAAUCGGAAGCCAGCGGAGGCUGAAACCUCAUUGGUCUGCUCUGAGGAGAUCACUGUAUUUCAAUGGAGAAAAAAAAAUGUGAAAAAAAAAAUAUAUAUAUGAAAAUACAAGAUUUAUUCUGUAAUAUUAUUAUUAUUAUCCUGAUGAUAAUGAUUAUUAAUAUUCUUAAUUAAUAUUCUAUUUAUUAUUAUUAUUAUUAUUAUUAUCAUGGUUCUGAUUGAAUAUUAUCAUCUUAGUAGUAAUCAUUGCCCUCUUCUCUCCUGUUCAUUUGCUUUGUGCGUUUGAUAUUUUUCCCUGGUAGAUAUAGAUAUAUAGAGACUUUCUCCUCCUCUCCUCUCCUCCUGAUCUUUAAUCCUUUUAUAUCCCCCUUCUUUCGCUCUUCUUCUUCUCCUUCUUUUCUGCGCUGGCAUCCUCUACCUAGAUAUAGAAACUCCUUGAUAACCCCCCCUCUCUGCAGUAUCAUUACAUCUACACCCGGAACACACUGACCCUAACAUCAGUAUUGACAGAAAUAUGAACUUAAGGCUUAUAAAGACAUCUUUUUUUUUUUUUUUUUUAAAUGAAGCUGCUAAUAUAGUUUGUGCCAGUACAGUAAAUAUGACUUGUUUUUGCCAAAAAAAAAAAGAGGAAAGAAAUCUAAGGAUAUUUGUUAACGAACUUUUUUUGUUCCAGAUAUAACAUUUCCAACCAUACUGAAACACUAAAACUCAUCAUGACUCUCAAUGAAAGCCAUGGAAGUAUUUAAGGUGGGUCAGUAGCUCGGCUUUAAGGCAGAGCGAGGUGGAACUGGAUGAGUGAAUCCUCUCUCGCCACGCUGGAAUCAUUUCUGAGGUCUGACAUCAGAUAUGAAUAUAAAUGAUAUGAUAAAAUACAUAAUGGCUUCUACGAUCUGUAGUCAGGGAGAAAACCUCUGUAAAAUCCCAGGUGGGCCUCGUAGACAGUAUUACACAAACGUGACUGCGACUUGUUCAAACCAUAAAACAACAGUACAAAAUUUGAAACACUCUUUGAUAAAUGUGAUAUUUUGCAUUUUUACAACUAUUUGCGAUAAUCUAUGUUGUCUCAUUGUCAACAAAUUCCCAUAAAAUGACCAAUGAAGUUCAUUAGUGAGGAUUGUGUGCUCGUUUCCAGUCUUUAUGCUAAGCUAACCAGCUAAUGGCAUUAGCUUCACAUUAAGUGUGCAGACAUGAGAGUGGUCAUGUUGAUAAAUCAAUCUUUUUAUCUGACUUUGGUGUUUACCAAAACAUCUAACUAUAUAAAAACUUUUAUAAAAGUCUGAAUAGCUAUAAUUAAAAAAAAUAAAAAUAUAUAUAUAUAUAUAAAAGUUAUUUCAUAAAACAGAUGGGAUUAUUUUAGCCACGGAUUAUUGUACACAUGGUGCUCCUGUGAGUAUUUUGGGACAGCAGGAUGGUGUAUGUGGGAUCGAGUCAAAAUAAACUACAGUGGUACAGUUUUGAUGAGACUGGAGCUCUGUGGCUCAGAGAAGUUAGCCUUAUUAGGGGAAACACACACACAAUCAAUUGUUGGUUUGGGUCUUCUGGUAUCAUUUGUUGACAGCGAGAAAAUAAAAAAACAUGAUCAGAUUAUCUUUAAAGUAGCCAGAGAUUGAUAACCAUACCUUGUUGACAUCUGGUCUCAAAGGUCGGCUACUGUUCAGCCAAUCAGACGCCUCAUUCUCUUAUUCACACCGCACAACAUGAUAUCGAUAUCGUUUCCCCCCCCCGACUCAGACAAAACUCCAACCCGACAUCGCCUGAAAAGCAGGGUGUCGCGUUCAGGUGCUCGUAAACUACACGACCGGUGUAUUCUACCACGACAGUGUUUCAGGUGCUCAUCAAAAGUCAAAAGAAUGGAAUGCAGUUCAAGGCUGUAAAAUAGACAAAAUCACUUGACUGCUUUUCUCUCAACUGUACUGUACAUAGUCUGAGCAUCACUGGAAGAAAACCUUGUUUGAUAUUUAGCCCACAGUGAAAGCUAAGUUUACUAUUAGCGUUAACAAAGUAGUAUGUUGGUUGGCUGCUGUAUCCUGCUGAUUAAACACUAAAUUGUUUACCGAUUACCAAGGACCGUUCAAAUGCAUCAUAUGCAAUCUGUGAGUCCCAAGCAUUCACCAAUGCACCAUACCUUACUUAACUCUGAUUCUUCCUAUCAGUGUGCUCAGUACCAAACAAACCCACAUGGUCAAAGGUUGAAUGCUGCAUUCAGGUCAUGUCGGAAUAAUGGUACAAAACAAACUGGUACUUGUCUGAAUUGAAUGGUACUUAAGAGGACAUAAUUGACGUUUUACCCCAGAUGUUGGUUGCUGCCGCUGAUCUUCACGCUUCAUUUACCCCCAGAGAUACUAGGCCUCGUCUACUAUCUUUCCUCUAUGACCUCAAUGCAGCACCGGGCAGAACAUCUGAGCUUUGACCCCCCUCUCCUGAUAGGCCGACGCAGUCUUCCUCCACCCGUCCCCUCCCACUCCUCUUCAUCUUCCUUUCUUCCUCCCCCUCCUCCUUCUCCACACUUGCAUGCCCAUAAAGGUGAGGGGGGGGGCGUGUCUUUCUCUUUGGGCAGGUCUCAUUCCAGGCGUGAGACGAGGGUGCAGCACCUGGGCGGGGCUUCUGAUCUGACUAUGUCACUUUUUGUGGCAGUUCUCGACGCGAUCAUUGGUGCGAACGAAAAUAGUUUUUUUUCAAAGUCCAGGCUCUGGUACCAACACUGUCUUCUCAUUUAUCCCUCUAGCUCAGAUGUCAGAAACUUCCCAGUUACCUCAAAUGCACCAUAUAUCAGCGGCUCAUGCUGGGUUCAUGUCAUGGGUGAGAAAAUGGAAGAACAUGGUGACUUUUAAGCAAUGGUAAUCCAUUCAGUCGAAGGACCACAUCCAAAUUAAAAUGAAAAAGUAUUUGAUUAAAACACUCUCCGCGUUUAUGUAUUCUGCAGCUCAUAUUUACGAUAAGCCGGUCACGACAUGAACGCAGCAUCAGAGCACGUCCUGCCACCUGCCCAAGGAGGACCAUUCAAACCCAGAUAGAUCCAUUUGAGUAAGAAGAAGCAGGUUAUUGUUAAACUGCCUUUGUACUGAGUGAUUCGUAACACUGGACUGAACUCAGUGUCACACUGCACACACUAUAAACUAUGACCAGCACUUGUAAUGAAGCAAUGACACAGCAUUCUACUACUACUGUAUAAAUAUAAUGAAAAGGAUGUUUUUUUCUGUAAUGAUAUUAUUGAAACUGAAGAUGAAUUAAUAAAAAAUAAUCCUGA